AUGCUCUGCAAUCGCAACGCCGAUGUCCUGAUAGCUAAGACGGCUGUGGUAUCUGCCAAGGAGAAAACUAACAUACUCGUCGGCGACGACACUCACUUGCUAGUGUUGCUACUGUACUUCACCCCUUCAAGUAGCUAUAAUAUACUCUUCAGACCAGAGCCUAAGACGAAUUCUACGAAGCGGCGUUCUUGGAACAUCAAGAAGGUACAGGCCCCGAUAGGCAUGGACGUCUGCAAGAAUAUCUGGUUCAUCCACGCUAUACUCGGCUGCGAUACUACUUCUCGCUAUUAUGGUUUCGGGAAAUGGGCUUCUCUCAAGAUGUUUCUGAAGUCGCCACAYUUUCGCGAGCAAGCAAAGAUCUUUCACUCAUCAACUUCAACAAAAGAGGAGAUUACAACAGCUGGUCAUGACGCGUUGGUAUGCCUUUACAAUGGAAAGCCUGGCGAGAAGCUUGAUUACCUGAGAUAUAACAUAUACUGUGCAAAGUUGACAAAUACAUCUGAUUCUGCUUACCACUCUUUUGAAUGCUACGCGCUGAUCGAGACAACAGUCGCAACAGGGAAAUAUGUCAAUACACUGCCGCCAAACAGAGAAUGUAAAGGACUCUAUGUUUUGAAAGUACCAAGUAAUGAUCCUGGUGAAGUUUGUAGUAAAGUAUUAUCAAAGCUGAAAAAAGACCUAAGAUGGAGCAACGUUUACCUUGCAUGUGAACGUAGUGUAAGUGAGGCUUCAACAAGUUCGAUACCUGUUCUGGUUUUCUGUUUGUUGACGUCGCGAAUUGGAGAAGACAUUGACGAUGCAUUGACAGAAAUCGAUCGAGGUUGCAAUGUCAUGCUCAUGGUUAUUCAUUUCAAGCGUAAAUUUCAACUUGACUUCGAUAAUAUAUCAAGGGAGGAAAAUCUUCUUGAGGAUGACUAUCAUGUUGAUCUAAGGAAAAGAAACAGAAUCACUCAUUUUGCUUUUGAUGAAAGGGAUGGAGGGCUCUACGAACACGAACAAAMCUCCCAAGGGACGACAAAACUCGUGGACUUUUUCAAAAGCUAAACCAAACCCAAUCAUUCAGUCAUCAUCUGUAAUCGCUUUAAAAAGGCCUUAGCUAAUUUGAUAUUUAUUUCAUUUUUAAAUAAAAUAAGUAUAUGUAGUGUUGUGUAUAACUAUCACCAAAUCAAAGAGGAAAUAAAAGAACUUGUAUAUGCUUUCUUGUUUGAAUCGAUACUGUGUUAGGAUUAUUGUUAAAAGCAAAGAAUAAAAAAGAAGCAAACAUGA
Messenger RNA from Actinia tenebrosa (Australian red waratah sea anemone), 1266 nucleotides. RefSeq lists its product as uncharacterized. Lineage: Eukaryota; Metazoa; Cnidaria; Anthozoa; Actiniaria; Actiniidae. The record is from RefSeq and is a predicted model, not a curated record.